AUGUCACAGAAGAGCUCUGCCGGUGACCUGGACAUCAAGUCUCAGCAAGAGAACCUCCUCAUUGAUGCCGGUGAAGCCAUGACGAGACAGUGGCUAAAGGUCUUCUUGGUCCUGAAGGCAAAGUCGAUUCUCAUUUCGAAAACAAAUAAGACUGCGAUUAAGGCAUGUGCAGUUAAGAAUCGAGAUAUCGAAUCGCUGCAACUGGUUGACGAUCGAGAUGCCGAAUCGCAGCAACUGGCUCGAAUCUAUACUGGCCUGAUAAAAAACCUUCAUUUCCUCUACUCGGCUUCAGAGGCUCUCCAGGGUUCAAUCCAAAAGAUAAAAAAGGCUCUCCGGGGCUUCGUUUCGGCAGCAAAUAACCCUGUGAUGCAGACACAACUUGAUAGCACAGAAUUACUGGAUACUGGGAAACCAGAGCCGAUCAGUGAAUUGCGCCUCGAUUGCCAGGACAACAAUCAUGAAGCUGCUGAUGUGGUGCUCCAAGCUGAAAAUAUCGCUGGAAUGAUAAAAGAUUUGAAGAGCUUGCAAGAAUCUGGAGGUGUCCAACGGGUAGCAGAGGCUCUCCGCAGUGAUAUGGAUAAUGGAAUUCCAGGUCACGAGAAGGACCUCCUUCACCGACGCACUGCACUCCUUAAACUCAAGCCAGGGGCUCAUAACAGAAAUUUCAUCUACUUCCUCAUGAAAGCUUGCAACAGCACCACCAUUGUCCUCCUCCUAAUAUUAGCCAUUCUGUCAUUUGCCUUCGGGAUCAAGGAGAAAGGACUGAGGAUGGGUUGGUAUGAUGGGGCUUUUGUACUAGGUGCCGUCGCUCUGAUCGUGAUAGUCCAUUCAGUUAGUGAAUUUCGGAAUGAAAAUCCACGCCAGCCGUCAAGAAAUCAGCCUUGGCAAAAUUGGGAAAUGGAAGUCCACGUUUUAAGAGGGGGAUGCCGUCAACCUAUUCGCAUCUCCGACGUGCUCUUGGGAGACAUAGUGCUAUUAGAGAAGGGAGACCGAGUUCCUGCCGAUGGUUUGCUCAUACCCACUGGAUCCUUGAAAGUGGAUGACAAAGCUCAUCCCGUCAUCAAUGAUCAGAAUCCAUUCUUGUUCUAUGGUUCCGUAGUUACUGAUGGAACUGGCAAAAUGCUGGUGACCUCAGUUGGUGCCGAGACAAAGUUGGGCAAUAUGUUGAGCAGAGCUCCACCAUCAAAAGAGACAAAAGUAGAGGAGCAACUCAACAAGCUCGGCACUUUGAUACAAAUAAUCGGUAUUGUCAGCUCAAUAAUCAUCGCUGUGGUGUUGUUUUUGCGGUUCAAGCUGGAGAAGGAACAUGAAAACUCAGGCCUGCCGGACUUCUCAGGGAAGCCACAUCCUCUGAAGGAAUUAAUUAAAGCUAUAGAAAGAGUUGCCCUGAAACCAGGAGGGAUGUUGAAUACGUUAACUUCAUUUACUUUGCUACUUCUGGGGAUAGCUGAAGGACUGCCGUUAGCAAUCGCUAUUGCCAUCACUUGCUGGAACAAGAGGAUGCUAGGUGACAAGACCUUUGCUCAAGGACCAUGCAGUAUUGUCACCAUGGCAUCAGUGACGACUAUCUGCAUUGACGAAACAGGGUGGCUAGCAUUGAUCCCACAAAAAGUUGCGGAGUGCUGGAUUGGUAAGGUGGAACUUAUCAGGGACGAUUCCAAGGUAACCAUUGAUGUUCAGGAUGCACUUCGUGAUGGAAUUGGCAUAUCAUCUCUAUUACCAGAGGAGAGCCUAACCUCAAUGGAUAAGUCAAUCCUUUCUUGGGCUGAAGAGAAAUGGGAAUUGAAAACAGAAAUGUGGAAGCAACGUCACAGUAUCAUUAAGUUCAAACAGUCAACUCUCAAUGAGAACAUAGUCGAAACAUUGAUUGCAAAGACUGGAGGCAACGGGCCUAGGUACCGGCACUUCAGAGGACCUGCAACAGCAAUAUUAGAUAUAUGUUCACAAUUUUAUGACAUUGAAGGUAUACCAAGGCCCAUGGGUACAAGUGAAAAGAGGUUUUUUGAAAACUGCAUUGACCAAAUGCAGUCAGGAGGUCUUGAAUCCAUCGCUUUUGCUCGUGACCAAGUUGAUGACUGUGAGUCUGAUCUAAGCAAUCCGACGAUGGUAACACUGGUGGGGCUGAAGAAGACUGGUCAGGAAGAUUACAGAGAGGUGAGAGAAAAAUUUAGAGAAGCUGGAAUUGAAUUAUUAUUACCAUCGAGCAAGGACGUUUCAAUGCUUAAGGACAUCGCUACAGCAAUUGGAGUGAUGCAGCCUGAUUCAGAUGCACUGGUCACAACAGGCGAAGAAUUUCAGGACUCUGGUGAAGGGAGUAUGGAUAUGGCCACUGGAAUUUCUGUGAUGGGGAAUUCCCUCCCAUCCGAUGUACACUGUCUGGUGAGUCGCUUGAAAGAUAAUAGACACACAGUUGCAGUGGUCGGAAACACAACAAAUGACAUUCCCUCACUAAAAGCUGCUGAUGUGGGACUCACGUUUGCUAUUUGGAGCACUGACAUUGCCAGAAAGGGCAGUGACAUCGUCAUCAUGAAAGGCAAUUUUACAUCCAUCUUGGCCAUAGUUAAGUGUGGAAGAUGCAUCUAUAGCAAUAUGCGAAAGUACAUUCAAUUUCAGCUGACUAUGACCUUAGCCGGGUUGUUGAUACCCUUAAUCACAAAUGCCUCUCAUGGAAGUUCCCCUAUAACGACGAUUCAGUUCCACUGGGCAAUCUCACUUUUGACGACUUUAGGUGGUUUGGCUCUUUUGAUGGAGCCGCCCCGUGAGAUGCUCAUGGAGAAAGUCGCACUGGGACGAGAUGGACAACUCAUUACCAAGGCCAUGUGGGUGAAUAUUUUCAUACAAACAGCUUACCAGGCAUCUCUUUUGGCAAUCAUACAGUCUCAAGGGCCUAUAAUGCUCGGGCUUAAUGAGAAGUUAAUUGGGACGCUGAUAUUCAACAGCUUUUUUCUAUGCCAGUUAUUCAACAAGUUCAAUGCACGAGAGCCCGAAGAGAUGAAUAUCUUCAGAGGGGUCCAUCGCAGUAAAUGGUUUUGGGUGGGUAUCAUUAUUGCCUUGUUGUUGCAGUUCGCAUUUCUCGAGAUAGAACAUAUCAUUGCAGGUGAUUCAAGAUUGAAAUACGCAGAAUGGGGAAUGUGUCUGUUUCUUGGGGUUAUCUCAUGGUGCAUUGACUUAGCUGGAAAGUGCGUACUCCUGAUGAUUAAAACUUGGGUGACAAAGCCACCGCGUUCAGUAACCUCAGCUGACCCAGAACGUCCUCGCGAUCUCGAGCUUCCACUCAUAAAGGAACAUAUCGGGGUUAACACUGAUGAUCUCAUGGUGCAUUGA
Messenger RNA from Eucalyptus grandis, 3324 nucleotides. RefSeq names its product calcium-transporting ATPase 12, plasma membrane-type-like. NCBI's taxonomy places the organism in Eukaryota, Viridiplantae, Streptophyta, Magnoliopsida, Myrtales, Myrtaceae. The record is from RefSeq and is a predicted model, not a curated record. Gene Ontology annotation, molecular function: ATP hydrolysis activity; P-type calcium transporter activity; ATP binding. Gene Ontology annotation, cellular component: membrane; intracellular membrane-bounded organelle. Bases 1 to 3324 code for a protein of 1107 amino acids. The transcript is spliced from 2 exons.